GGAAAAGAUUAUCCAUAGUCUAUUCAACUCGCUUCCUGGUGCAGUUCACUGCAACCUGCGAUGACAGGUUUUUGUAUAAUGUCUGCUGACAGUAACACAUUUGAAAGCGUAAAAGCUGUUAUCUUGUCAGCUCAUAAAAGCACCACAUCAGAAGAGAAGGUCAGCUUCUACAACCGCUGGGCAGAAAACUACGAUCAGUUGCUACAUGUGAAAGACAUUUCCUCAGAUGUGGCCGUUUUGGAUUACCGUGCACCAAGUCUGGCAGCAGACUGCAUCUCGUCCCAUUUCAGCAACGUGCGAGAGGCAGCCGUCGUGCUGGAUGUGGCAUGUGGUACCGGACUGGUGGCCAAACACAUGAAAAAACUCGGGUUUGAACAUUUUGUGGGUGUGGAUGGAAGCGAGGCCAUGCUGGGCAGGGCGAGAGAGAGCGGCUUGUACCAGGACUUGAAGCAGUGCUUGCUGGGAGAGGAGCCUCUCCCCGUACAGUGGGGCAGCUUUGAUGUGGUUGUAAUUGUUGGAGCGUUAAGUGCUGGUCAGGUCCCUAUUGGUAUCGCCAGACACUUGUGCAAUGCCACCAAAUCAGGUGGCUCCAUUUGCAUGACAACCAGAAGUAACCAGGAUAACUUGGAGUACAAAGCUGCCCUUGACAGCGAGCUGAGGAAGAUGGAGGAAGAGGAGCUCUGGACUUGUUUAGAGGUCACCGAGGUCAAAGACUGGGAGAGGGCUGUAUCAGAGAAGGAGGACGGCUACAUAUCUGGAGUUGUGUACCUCUAUAAGAAACUGUAACGCAUUAUUUUGAAUUGUUAUGAGUUGCAUGAUGCAGUUGGUAUCACUGUUGCCUUGCAGGAUGAAGGUUGUGGGUUCAAAUCCCAGGUUAGGAUCUUUCUGCAUGGAGUUUCUCCCUGUGCUUGCAUCCGUUCUGUCGGGGUACUCCGGCUUCCUCCAACGGUCCAAAAACAUGGACCGUUGUAUCUUUAAAUUGUCCUGAGAGGUGUGCAUGUUUUUCCUGGUGACCCGUCCAGGGUGCGACCCGAAUGUCGCCCAAAAACAGCUGAAAAUAUCCAGCAAAGGAUGAGCAGGUAAACACUAUGAAUGGUAUAUUGUUUUACUAAAGGAUCUCUUAAGACUUGAAUAAAAUAUAAUUAUACUGUU
Xiphophorus maculatus (southern platyfish) is the source of this 1152-nucleotide messenger RNA. It is a transcript of the gene mettl27, whose product is annotated as methyltransferase like 27. The record is from RefSeq and is a predicted model, not a curated record. The transcript has 7 exons. The coding region runs from base 61 to 786 and encodes 241 amino acids. Lineage: Eukaryota; Metazoa; Chordata; Actinopteri; Cyprinodontiformes; Poeciliidae.